GGAAGAUGAGGAUACAACAGAUUCACGACUAGAGGUUCCUUCCAGCCUGGAGAUGCGGGAUUGAUGAGGUCUCUAUAUGUCUCCUGCAAGGAAUCACCUGUCUCGUGAUUCACAACACAGACUAGAUAAUAUCAAGGCCCCCCGAGACAUGCGCAUCGUGCUAAUAAUGGUUUCAUGGAUUUGGGUUCGAAGGGCAGCGACCGCUUGCGUGUGGCACCGAGACGUCGGGCAUCUCGGCCUAUCCCUUUCUUUCUUCUUCGAGCACGAGAGAGCCAUGUGUGCCCAAGGCGCCCAGUACGUGCCGGUUUUCAUCAGCCGAAGAGAACAAAGACUGGCAAUGGGCUCGAGAGUCGUUUUCCAGCGGAUCAAAGAGUGGGGAGAUAAGUGCUCAGAGCGGCACCCAGCCAGUGGUUGAUGACCCCUCACUAGGCUGAGAGGGAGGUGCGAAUGGAGCCCAGAUGCUUGGUGUGUUUAAGCACAAACGACCUUCGCUCUUGGUCCUCCUCCGCCUUGCCUCUCCCAACCAGUUCCAAACAUCGCUGGCUGCUCAAUAGACAACAGCAAUAUAUUACUGACAACCUGCCGCCCUCCUAGCGACACGACACCUUUGAUCAUCAGUCUCCAUUCGUCUCCAAACCUAAUGCUGAAUACCCCGGCGUCUAUUCUACGGAACUUCCCAAUUCGACCCUUUGCCCUGACGGAGCUUCAGACAAAGCAGCACCCCUGACACCGCUCAGCGGCAGCGCAUCGCAUCAUCGUGUGUCUGCAGCGCGGGCCAGCAGAGUGCUCUUGAGAUAAUCCCCGUUUCAGAUUCCGGGCCACUUGGAACCUUGACGACACUCACCUUACUCAUUUGGCCGGUUAUCGACAUUUUGGAUACCAAUACCAGAAUACCUCUCCCAUAAUAGCUGGGCGUCAGAUUUCAUCGAAGCUGUUGUAACAGUGGUUGCAUCCUGGUCGGCCCUGAAAUCUGCAGGAACGGGCCUCGAAACGGGUGCAUCUCUUCUCCGGGUCCAGCCUCUAUUAUCGUUCUUUCUCACCCAUCCCAUUUCCACAAUAUCAGUCGAAAACGGUGUUGCAGAAACACCCACAAAAUUGAGUCGUCCGACAAGGCACAACCCGAGCGCUCGGUUUCGACUUGCGGGCAUCCCUGGUACGAAGUUAGGGUCAACGGGGUGAAGGUUACCUAUGCCGCAUGCGCUUGUCUUGGAGUAGGUGCGCAGCCCUUGGAACAUCGACCUGACAUUUUCAACUCCUGGCCUGCGGCUCUUCCCAUAACCCAGGGCCCUUUCCUUUCCGGACUCCGUGCCUCCUUGGGGGAGGGUGCUCACUUGCCGCAGCCUGCAAUCUGCCUAUUUUCCGCCUCUUUCGAGGCCUGGUACUGUAAGUUUCGGCCCAGCACCCGCUACUGUACCGUUGGGCUGCUUGGCUGGCGCGUUGCUCGCAAGACCACGCUGCACUGCACUGCUUGUUGCUGCAACAGCUGCGACAAGUCGGGUGGUCUUCGUGUGCGGCAAAGUGCUCGAGGUGCGAAUCAGGAACAACCCAGGGAAAGCAGACGCCUGUUAUAUCCAGGCCCAUCAUUAUUAGCUCCAUCUGAGCGGGUGGCCCGGCGUCUUGCGCAGCCUCUCUCAUUUGGCGUUUGACACCUGGCAGCAGUCUGCUGGCAGCAUGGGCCGGAGCAAGCCUGUACCGCAGCCGCUUACGCUGCCGCCCAGCGACGACUCUCGUGGUGAAACUGUCCCCAAUUCCGCUCGACUGACGACGGCUUCGCCCCGAUCCCCGCGCUCCCCUUUCCGCUUCGGCCAAAAAAAGUCUGAGAACGCCGGAGAGCCUCUGCAGCUUGCCGACGUCUUGCACCAGCCCGAGAAGCAGAGUCCAAUUCACAAUCACCAACACGAACACCAGCUUCAGCAGCAACAACAACAACAACAACAACAGCAGCAGCAGCAGCAGCACCAGCCGCGGCCCCAAUACAAGCCCUCAGUCCAAGCCCAGGGCCAACCACACGUCAAUUCCCCAGGCCAAGCCCCGCUUCCUACUGAGCAACUAGCUGAGAAACGCCCCCUUGACCACACUCUCACCUCCUCGCCGCCAUUGCACUCACCUGGAGGCCGGACUGCCGACCCACAGAAUCGACUGCCCAACCAACCCCCGCCGCACCUUGGCCACAGAAACCCGCGGCACGACGACGACAAGGCUUCAAAGUCGAGUUUCUUCUUCAACUUUGGAAAGGCGGCCAGGCCGUCGGACCGUCCCUCCACACACCAACACUCAGACUCCCGCGCUGAAACUAUGUCAAGAGAUUCUGAACAUUCCACGCCUUCGAAUCAGAGCACUAAGCAUUCGGAACCACCCCAGCAGGAUUCCUCAGCGCAAAGAUCCAUUCCCCAGCUGCCGUCCAGAUCUCAAGUGUCACUAGCCUCGUCUGCCGAUCACGAUAGCCAAAACAAUUCCGCCAACGCCUCCGGCUCGAAAAAGCACAAACCAAAGCCCUUCAACCUACUGAGCCGAAACAGAUCGUUCAAGGACAAGGAAAACAAGGAGACCAAGAGCAGUCCGAGCCCCAGGGAACAGACUCUGGCACCACCAAAAGCCGGCGACUCGGAGAGGCUUGCCCCUCUGAAAACUGCCCCGCUCCAGGCACACGACCGAUCGUUCCGCGACAUGAUGUCCUCGGCGGUCCGCAACCAUUCGGCGGAAAGGCCGCAGGCGAGAGAGAUUGGCGGAGGAAAGGGAAGGGACCAAGAUGGGGGACAUCGAGGCUUGCCUUCUUCUCUAAGAGAGGCGGGCGGAUCCGCAUUUUUCAGUAAUCUCAAGAACAGCAAAGCUGCCGGCAUUAUCAGCACCCGUUUGUUCGGCAAGGACAGCAAAAACGAGCCCCCAGUACCAAGAGAGCCAUUGAUAGAUGACGAGAGUUAUGUGCUCAAAGUCAUCAACCUGCCUCUCGUGGAGCAGACACGGUUGACCAGGAUAUCAAAGCGGCUGGAGGAUUCGCGAGACAAGACGGAGUUCUGGAUGCCCGCCUUCCCAUGGAGAGCGAUUGACUACCUUAACUAUAAAGGAAGUGACGUAGAAGGAUUGUACCGGGUACCAGGCAGUGGACCGCAAAUCAAGAAGUGGCAAAGGAAGUUCGACGAAGAACUCGAUGUUGAUCUGUUUGAGCAGCCAGAUCUUUACGACAUCAAUAUUAUUGGGUCGAUGUUGAAGGCUUGGUUACGAGAGUUACCUGACGAGCUGUUUCCCAAAUCAGCCCAAGACAGGAUCGCCAGAGAAUGCGCAGGCGCAGAGACGGUCCCCCAGCUGCUCAUCGACGAACUCUCGAACCUUUCGCCUUUCAACUACUACCUCUUGUUUGCCAUCACGUGCCAUCUCAGUCUGUUGCUUGCCCACUCCGACAAGAACAAGAUGGAUUUCCGCAAUCUCUGCAUUUGCUUCCAGCCCUGCAUGAAGAUUGAUGCCUUUUGCUUCAAGUUCUUGGUGUGCGACUGGCGCGAGUGCUGGAAGGGCUGCAAGAACGAGGCCAAGUACAUCGAGGAGGAGUAUGCGCUCUUUGAUCAGCCACCACCCAUGCGAGCUAUCGGCGAGGCGAGGAGGAACGGAGCUCCCCUGAAUGAGGAACACAAGCCAGAACCCCACAGGCCAGAGCCCCGGAAUAUUUCGUCAUCAAACAGCAGCAAGAGCUCCAUCAGAGGCGCCGCCGACAACCAACAGCCGCAGCAAAAGCAAUCACGACCAAAGAAGAAGGCGCUGCCGGAGAGUGAGAGCAUUGAUACAGGCUCCACAAUCUCGACAACACUGACCAUCAACAGUGACGUAGAGACACCACCAAGGCGAUCAGGAGAGUUGCGUCCCCUCUCGCCUAUCAAGCCGCUCUCGCCUCUGAACUUUUAGGUGGACGCUGUACAAAAGCCGCAAACUAGAUUCUCAUGUCGAUGGAGAUUCGAUAUUCCUAUUCUCAUCGUCGAACGAUCGUCACGCCCGUCCACGACUCUUUUCUUUACCCGUACCGCAGUGCGUAUUUACCGGAACCACAUCGUACCUACCUAUUUCAUUAUCAACCCAUCUAGCUUUUGGCAACCAUGAGAGAGGUUGCCAAUUUUGCUUCGUUCGACCUUGAUCAAAUGGUCGAUAUCAAAACGUUGUCCACUACACGAAGAGGACAAUUACACACACACGGGGAUACUGGAGAUCGCAACACCUGAAUUUUGCUUUGUCGUUUUUUUUUCCAAGUCAGAGGGGGUUUUAGCAUGCGGGCCGUUCUUGUUUUGUUGCUUUGCGUUGAUUUAUCUGCCUUUGCUUUUCGUUUCAGUUUGGAAUACCCCGUCCGGC
Messenger RNA from Podospora pseudocomata, 4332 nucleotides. RefSeq lists its product as uncharacterized. The record is from RefSeq and is a predicted model, not a curated record. NCBI's taxonomy places the organism in Eukaryota, Fungi, Ascomycota, Sordariomycetes, Sordariales, Podosporaceae. Gene Ontology annotation, cellular component: cytoplasm. Gene Ontology annotation, biological process: regulation of GTPase activity; signal transduction. The coding region runs from base 1672 to 3894 and encodes 740 amino acids. The transcript has 3 exons.